AUGGGUAAAAAAAAUAUCAUUCCUAAACGCAAAGCCGGUACUGCUGGUAGUAGUAGAAAAAAAAGAGCUGAGGCAGUUGAAAAUGUCUUAAAAAUGAAGAAAAUCGAAGAGUUGGUGUCCGAAUUAGAUUCGGAGUUAAAGAAGAUAAGCGACUACGUCGAUUCUAGUGAAGAUGUUGCCAAGCGGAGUGUCAAUGGUGACAGUGAAGAGAGUAAUAGUGAUGAUGGGGAUAAUGAUUCCUUGUCUGUGCCAUAUCUUUCAAGAUGGCACACUACAAAAAGUGAUAAGAUAAUCAAAGGCGACCCACUCAAGUAUAAAGGAAAAGUUACCGAGAACGUGCACCCGUACAUUAUCCCUACUGUUUGUGAGACGAAGAUGGAUUACAUGAUUAUGUUUGAGCAAUAUACAGACGAGGUGAAGAAUAACAUCCUCGAUGGCUUAAAAAAAGUUACCUCCAAAGAUGCAGCGGGAACCUCAUCCCCCGGGGAUCUUCACAAGCGUGUUGCUGUGCUUAUGGAAGCGGUGUUGGAUAUUGCUGUUUAUAUCAGAGAGAAAAGAAUGAAGAAAAAAGAAAAAGAUGAGCGACAGCACAAGCGAGCCGACAAAGAAGAAGUUGAAAAAGAAGUAGCAGGUGAACGAAAUGAAGAAGCUGAGGAAGAAACAUCUGCUGCAGGAGAAGAAAGAGAAGAAGGUGUGGAAGAAAAGGAAACUGAAGAAGUACCAGUUGCUACAGAUGCUGAUAAAGAAGGAGAAGAAGGUGAGAAUGAAGAAGCAGCUGCAGCUAUGGAGAAAAAAAUAGCUGAAGAUAACCAAAAAGAUGUGGUCAUGGACAUUGUUGAUGAAAUGAACAGUAACACUUAUGUUGAUGAGGAAUUUAGGGAAAAGGACAUUUGA
Messenger RNA from Capsicum annuum, 894 nucleotides. Its product is annotated as glutamic acid-rich protein-like. The transcript is spliced from 5 exons. Bases 1 to 894 code for a protein of 297 amino acids. Lineage: Eukaryota; Viridiplantae; Streptophyta; Magnoliopsida; Solanales; Solanaceae. The record is from RefSeq and is a predicted model, not a curated record.